Aspergillus saccharolyticus JOP 1030-1 is the source of this 1215-nucleotide messenger RNA. Its product is annotated as DUF5315 domain-containing protein. The coding region runs from base 165 to 1010 and encodes 281 amino acids. The transcript has a single exon. The record is from RefSeq and is a predicted model, not a curated record. Lineage: Eukaryota; Fungi; Ascomycota; Eurotiomycetes; Eurotiales; Aspergillaceae.
CAACUGCAUAUAUCCUGUAUAGCACCUAGAGCUACUUCGACCUCAUGCUUUGCUGCUUCCGGGUCCAUCACCAAAAAGCUCGAAAUAAUGCCUUAAUUUCUAAUUACCAUCCUAAACCAUAUAUACCGAAGUAAUACAGGAAAACAAACCCCUCCCAACCACCAAUGGCUUCCAACACCCUCCGCAUGGAUCCCAAGAUGGAUCCCCGCAUGGAAACCGCCCGGAAGAUAAGCGCCCAGCGACUUCCCCCGCCCGUUCUCUUCCAAGGUCCGCCCUCGCACAGUGGCUCCAACAUCUCCAUCCCACCACCGCCUGCGGCAGUCGGCGUUAGCCCCAGUGGUAGGACAGGGCCCGGGGCUGGCAGAGCAGGAAGUCAAUCGCCGCCUCCGCUGCAACGAAAUCGAUCCGCCCGUGGCAUUGAAACCCCUGGCGCCUUUGCCUCGCCGUUCCUCACCCGCAAGCAGUCCAAGGGCGACAUCGAUGGCUCCGAUGCCAUCUGGCAGGAGAUGCAGAGCGCACUUUCGGAGGUGGAACUGAGCGCCACCACGGGUGAGCAUGUGUUUGGUGAGAGGCAUUCGGAGGCGCUGGAGGAGCUCCGGGCGAAGCAGCUAAAGCUCGCGCAGGCGUGGGCUCGCAGUGAGGCGGAUGACAAGACUGGUGAUGCGAAAGAGGCGGUCCCGGCCAAAGGAUCUGCCGCUGCGCAGGGUCAGGGGUCGCGGGGUGUAGCCGGCGCUGGCGCUGGAGCCUCUGGGGAACCGGCUACCGCGGAGGAUGGCACCGCUGCUCGGAACCUGGAUGAGGAGACUGAGAAGGACAUUCUGCUGGCGCGUGAGAGACGUGAGGCAAACGAUCGUUACUUUGACCGUGUGAACAAUGGUGUGCUGGACGUUGUGGCCAAGUUGGAGGAGGUGGCCCAGGCUAUGCGCGCUGUCGAGCGAGAGAGCCAGGAUAUCUGGAGUGAUAGCAGUAGUCUGAGCACGGCGACACAGACUACAGCAGAUGCCGGGUGAAUCCAUUGGAGGUGGAUUGGCAGCUGAAGCGCUCCAUGUCAGCCAGAUGGCUCUGUCCAAGCGGAAGUCAAGGUGGUAUAGCCCGCCUAUCCAGUAUCCAUACUGAACCACGGCGAGAAACGUCCAUUGUAUGUAUAUGCCCUGUCCCUUUGUGGCAGACACAAGCCGAAAAUACAAUGUAAAACCACGAACCCAAGAGGAGAAG